UCAGCAUGAAGUAUUUAUUGAGCAGGUACACUCCCAGAAGGAUGAAGACUAGGGUCUACAAUUACAAGGAUUUCAAAGAAAUCGAUAGGCAAUCCUACAGGUACAACCUUGAGGCGGUCAGAGGAAGAGCCCGGAUUAAGAGAAAUCGUAAGGAAAAGAAGUUAAAUAGUGAAAGUUUCCUGAAAGCAAGGAAAAUUGAGAGGAUGAACUCUAAAGAGAAAAACUUCCAAAAUUUUGCGAUACAUUUAUCAAGCAACCAAAAUGAGGAUGACUCCAAGGCAGAUACAAAAGCAUUAUUUGAUAAGGAGUACUUCCACCCAGGAGUUUGUAGUGACAGUAAUGGAGAAGACCGUAAGGAAGAUUCGAAGGAGUUACAACAGAGAGAUGUUAGAAAGAACUCAUUUGAAGAAAAUAAAGGAGAUUUUGAAGAAAUUUUCGUCCCAUUUCCUGAGGAAGAAGUGGCACCAUCCCAACCUCGAAUGAAGUUGAGCACAAGAGAAGUUAGUAUUCCUCCAAACACAAGCAACUCAGCUAUCCCAGAUGCUCCUGCAGAAGACAUUUCAAGAGAAGAAGUGGACUCUAUGAGUUCAUUCCAAAGAAUAAAUCCUGAAAUACCAGAUGAAAACUCUCUAGACGAUUUUGAAGGCUUUGAUCUCGACCAGCUUGCAAAUAAUUUUGAAUCUUUUCAUUCAUAAUCAUACUUAUUUUUAA
This is a messenger RNA of Moneuplotes crassus, 711 nucleotides long. The record is from the annotation of a GenBank genome assembly. NCBI's taxonomy places the organism in Eukaryota, Ciliophora, Spirotrichea, Euplotida, Euplotidae.